UUGAGCGCCGUGCACACCGUGUUGGUCCUCGUGCGUCGCUCUCGAGCGCGGCCAGUCGCUUGCGUGGCCCCCUCCCCCCUCCGGUUUCGCAAAUUUCGAUCAGUCGAGGAAUUGGAACGACGCCGUUUAUACGAAAUACGCGAAACGAUGCCGUUGGACUGUGCUCAGUGUCUCGACUCGGUUGUCCGAUAAAACAGGGAGGAGGGAAGUGAAUUUGGGGUGGAGUACAGUGAAUAACUAAGAAAAGACUCUAGUGGACGGCUAUGACAGUGCAGUGACUUGCUGAUUGUUGUUUGUUUCUGUUCGACGCAUCCGGUCUUCUCUUAGGUUCUUCAGAGUUAAUUAUUCUUUGUGGAGGAAGACGAGACGAGAGUCUCAACCACGGCACCAAAAUUGAGCUGGACUUGCACCAACGAGCCGCCGGCCACUUUAUGAGAGCCGGCGGCAACAUGUGCGACGGCUCGUUCACCGAGACCCUGCGCGGUAUGCAGGGUAUGCCGGGUACGUCACCACCCGGUGGCGCGGGGGUCGGCCCCAUGGGGGUUGGCCUCGGCAGCCCUCUUGGCCCGAGCCCGAAGAAGGCGCAGGUGGAGCACAUCAAGAGGCCGAUGAACGCGUUCAUGGUCUGGUCCCGGCUCCAGCGGCGGAAGAUCGCCCAGGAGAAUCCCAAGAUGCAUAAUUCAGAGAUAUCCAAAAGACUCGGUGCCGAGUGGAAACUCUUAACGGAGGAUGAGAAACGACCCUUUAUCGAUCAGGCGAAAAGGUUACGGGCCCAACACAUGAAGGAAUAUCCAGAUUAUAAAUACAGGCCUAGAAGAAAACCGAAAACUUUACGGAAAGAAGGAUAUCCUUACAGUAUUCCAUACCCUAGCGUGCCUAUGGAUGCAUUUCGUACCGGGAUGGCCGGCAGUAUGGGUCAAGCUGGAAUGGGCUCGUACUAUGGGCCUGCAGCGGCUUACGGCUCGUUGUCAGCAGCCAGCAUGGCCGCGGCCGCGGCCGCGGCUGCACAGCAAUCCGCGGCGGCGAUGUCGGCUGGCCUAGCGGCACCUGCUCAGGUGGUGAGCUCGAUGGACGCGAUGAAGUAUUCGAUGGAGGCGGACAAGUAUCGCGCCGCGUAUAUGCCACCUAGCACACUGACGAUGAGCAUGUACUCGGACCCGAAAUACUUGGACUCGAGUCCCAAGUCGUAUCUCGACCGCAGUUACCUCGACUCGGCGACCAAGGCCUACUUCGAGCAAUCCAAGCUCUACAUGGACCAGAAGCCUGCCAUCGCCGAUUACAACAGGCCCACUUACGAGCACAACAAGCUCUACGACGAGUCGAGCCCGGGCAGCGUGGUGGGCGGCGGCGGGCCGACGAGGUCGCCGGCCGCUGAAUCGCCCGACGUGAGCAAACAGCACGAGAGGACCGAGCAGGGCUCGUCGAGCGCGAGCUCCACGUCCACGUCCUCGGCGGCGAGCCCCGGCGCUAGUAGUCUACCGGCCUAUUACCCGGGCCCGGUGCAAACCGGGGGCAUACUGGGCCCCCAGAUGAGCCAGUACAGCGGCUACCAGACGGCGCCCGCGCCUGGAAACGAAUCGUUCAGGCGACCGCUCACUGUCAUCUUCUGACCCGAUAGAACGUAGCUCUGAUCCAUCUUCGAGGAGCAAUUGCCCUGAUUUCGCUCCACUGGUGCUCGCGCGCGAUGUGCUGGUGCUCGUGGUGGUGGUCGUGACGCAACGUUUCGUAGGUAAACGUAUAUAUGUAUAUGUGUGUGUAUAGGGAUGUGUAUCGGAUGCGUGCGGGCUAGGAUGGGGAUUUCUCGUUCUUGGAAAUUUGCUUUUGCAGGGAGAUGAUGCAAUUGAUUCUUUCGAGCUUUGAUCUCUACGAUACGUCUUCUUAUUUUAUAUUAUACAUUGUAAUUGGAUUAGACAUAUUCGCUUCGAUGAUAAAGAUACUCGUUGAGUAUCCGAGAGUUAUUGUAUAUUAUAAUUUAGUAUUCUUAAUUCAGAAUAUAUUUCUUUCUUAAAGAUAAUUUUCCGCGAUCGAAAUCUUGUCAUACGACAUCGAUUCCUGUGGUUGUCACACUUGCAAUUUCGAAUUCUGAUUUCUUUAAUUAAGGAAA
Molecule: messenger RNA, 2104 nt
Organism: Apis laboriosa (Himalayan honeybee)
Lineage: Eukaryota; Metazoa; Arthropoda; Insecta; Hymenoptera; Apidae
Product: transcription factor Sox-19b
Exons: 5
Coding region: 432-1610 (392 amino acids)
Biological process (GO): anatomical structure morphogenesis; regulation of DNA-templated transcription; cell differentiation
Molecular function (GO): DNA-binding transcription factor activity, RNA polymerase II-specific; RNA polymerase II cis-regulatory region sequence-specific DNA binding
Source: RefSeq, a predicted model, not a curated record